AUGGAAAUUUGUUUGCAGGGGACCGUCGCAAUGGAAGUUGUGACAGGCAACUCUUUGUUCAGAAAGAUGGAUGUACAAGGAAUUGCUGAAGCAGCAGGGGUGUGUCUGGGAGCCAUAACUUGUGCCGCAAUGUUUGCUUGGUUCUCCAGUGCUCGCAGCAGAGUAGGCCGAAUCUUCACUCUCAGUUGUAACACGUUCAUUGAUUCAUUAAUCGAACAAAUUGUCGAUGGCUUAUUUUAUGACGGCGAGCCUAGUGACCGGUCUGAUGAGAUGUGAACAAUAAGUGGAAUCAUGAAAGGGAACAGGGUAUCCAUAUUCCCAAAUUUGCUCAUUUUGUAGACUGUAAUAUGUGGAUACCCUGCAUGUCAUUUGUUCUAGAUAAGAUAAUUAGUUUUCUUAGAUGCGAUACGAACACAGAUGUAUAAAUGCAAGGAGGGAGGAUGAAAUGGGAAUGCCAUAAACUUGAUAAUUCCUCCAUGAUCCUGUGAAGGACCAAAAGUGCGAUAGUCAUUUGUAAAAUAGGCUAGAUGCAAUAAAGAGAUUUAUUGUGAAGGAUGCAGUCACUGCUGCUUUUUCUAUUGUCUUGUUUUUAUGCUGCAUUUUAGAUUUUUUCCAUCUAUUUUCUUGUUAUUUAUUUAUUUAUUGGUGUUUCGGGAGGAGCCCGGUGGGGUC
Molecule: messenger RNA, 672 nt
Organism: Ilex paraguariensis (yerba mate)
Lineage: Eukaryota; Viridiplantae; Streptophyta; Magnoliopsida; Aquifoliales; Aquifoliaceae
Source: the annotation of a GenBank genome assembly